AUGAUCCAAACCACACACCAAAAAGAAUCUCACUGCACUCCAAACACCAGUCGAGCAUCCAAGGAAGAAGAUCGACCACACUCCUCUCACUCACUCACGCACUAGCUUAGCUUCAAUGGCCAUGGAGAAGGCAGCAGCGGAGAACGCGGAGAAGGCGGCGCCGCUGAAGCUGCUGGGGUCGUGGGCGAGCUCGUACACGCACCGCGUGCAGCUGGCGCUGCGGCUCAAGGGCCUCGAGUUCGAGUACGCGGAGGAGGACCUGGGCAGCAAGAGCGAGGCGCUGCUGCGCAACAACCCCGUCUACAAGAAGGUCCCCGUGCUCGUCCUCCCCGACGGCCGCGCCCUCGCCGAGUCCGCCAUCAUCCUCCACUACCUCGACGACGCCUUCCCGUCCGCCCGCCAGCUCCUACCCGCCGACCCCUUCGACCGCGCCGUCGCACGCUUCUGGUGCCACUUCAGCGACGACAAGCUUGGUCCGGCGGUGGGGGCGGUGUUCGCGUCGACAGGCGAGGAGCAGGAGGCGGCGGUGCGGCAGGUGCACGAGAACCUGGCGCUGCUGGAGGCAGAGCUGCGGGAAGGUGCGUUCAAGGGCCGCCGCUUCUUUGGCGGCGACGAGGUGGGGUUCCUCGACGUCGUCCUGGGCUGCGGCUCCUACUGGCUGGCCGUGUUCGAGGAGGUGACCGGCGUGCAGCUGGUGGACGCCGACGCGUUCCCGCUCUUCCACGCCUGGCUGCGCGACUUCGAGGCGCAGGAGGAGGUUAGGGAGACCAUCCCCUCCGUCGACCGCCUCCUCGACUACGCGCGCGGCCUCCGCCAGAUGCUGCUCGCCAUGGCCGCAGGCGCCGGCGCUCCGGCCGACGCCCCAACCGCAGCUCCGCCCUCCGCGGCGCCGCCGGCCCCCGCCACGGCUGACAUCGCCGUCGACAUAUGACCGCCGGCCAUGCCGUACGUAUACGGCGCGUCGUGUCGUAGUAGCUUUACGUACUAGCUGUAGUAUAGUUCCGCAUGUUGCGCCGCGCCGAGCAUGUGGCGCGGCGCCCUGAUUAGCGCUGCUGCUACCACUCUAGUUAGUUGCGCAGUCUGGCUAGGUGUCGUUUUUUCCUCUUCUCUGUUAAUUUGUUAUGCGUUGUGUUUGUAACCGGAAUCUUAUGUGUUCGCUCGCUUGCUUGUUUA
Molecule: messenger RNA, 1173 nt
Organism: Lolium perenne
Lineage: Eukaryota; Viridiplantae; Streptophyta; Magnoliopsida; Poales; Poaceae
Product: glutathione transferase GST 23
Biological process (GO): glutathione metabolic process
Cellular component (GO): cytoplasm
Molecular function (GO): glutathione transferase activity
Source: RefSeq, a predicted model, not a curated record